ACAUGCUUUCGGCCUUACUUCCUGCCUUCACCGGUUGAGGAGCGUGCAGCACUCCUUUCUCCACUUCGUCGAGUAAAUCGAUCUUGCUUAGUGCCAAACAAUGUCGCGAAUUGUCGAUCCGGCUUUCAAGCAGCUCAAGGGCUGCACAGAACUGAGAGUCUUCAGGAUAGAGAAAAUGCAGGUUGUGGCGUUGGAUCGGGCGGGCUACGGCUACUUUCACACUGGAGAUUCGUACAUCGUGUUCAACGUAGACAAGUACGGUCAACCUCACAUUCAUUUUUGGUUGGGCAAAGAGACAUCUCAAGAUGAAGCUGGUGUUGCAGCCUACAAGACAGUCGAGUUGGAUGACUUUCUGGGUGGCUUGCCAGUUCAGCACAGAGAGGUGCAAUUCCACGAAUCAUCUCAGUUUUUGUCAUACUUCAAGAAAGGAGUACAUUACCUCGAAGGUGGUGUAGAGAGUGGCUUUAAGAAAGUCGUUCCAGGAGAAUAUCGAGAGCGACUGUUGCAAGUCAAGGGUCGUCGUAACAUCCGAGUGUGGGAGGUCAAGAAAGAGGCUGCUUCUUUGAACAAAGGUGACGUCUUUGUUUUGGAUCAGUACCAGCACAUCUGGGUGUGGAAUGGAAGUGAAAGCAGUCGUCUGGAACGAGCUAAGGGAGUUGAAGUAGCUAGAGGACUACGAGACUUGGAACAUGCUGGUCGGGCACAGAUUCACAUCUAUGAUGAGGAUGAGACAGGAGUAGAUGAAUUUUUCAAAGCUUUGGGAUCGAAGGAGAGCCAGCUUAAAGUGGCAGCUGCUAGUCCUGACGAAGAUGCAUUUGACAGAAAGAGUCAGAGCCGACCAACUCUCUACAGAGUGUCUGACGCUAGCGGUCAACUUGAAGUAAAAGAGGUGGCGAAGGCUCCACUGAAACAAGAGAUGCUGGACACCAACGAUUGCUUUAUUCUUGACUAUGGCCAAGGUGGUCUGUUUGCAUGGAUUGGCAAAAAGGCAACGAAGGACGAGAGGGCUGCGGCGAUGAAAAAUGCAUCAAAUUUCAUCAAAGAGAAAGGCUACCCAACUCACACACCAGUUACUCGUGUUAUCGAGAAUGGAGAAGUCUCAACCUUUAAGCAGGCCUUUGUUGGAUGGCGUGACAAGGGAGAUCUUGGUGCUGCAGGAAUUCUCCAUCCAAGAGGAAAGAAGCCAAAGACUGUUGUGACACAAGAGACCAAAUUUGAUGCAGCGGCUAUGCAUGCAAAAGCACAGAAAGAGCCAGUUAAAGUGAUUGACGAUGGAUCAGGCAAAGUCGAGGUGUGGCGUGUGGAAGACUUUGAGUUGCAACCGCAAGAGAGGAAGCUGUAUGGGCAGUUUUUUGCUGGAGACAGCUAUGUUGUCCUUUACACUUACGAAAUUGAUGGAGUUGACCAUUACAUUAUCUAUUUCUGGCUGGGCAAUCAAAGUAGUCAAGAUGAGAAGGGCGCUGCAGCUAUCCAUGCAACAGCUUUGGAUGACAAGUAUGGAGGAAGACCUGUUCAAGUGCGUAUUGUGCAGAUGAAGGAACCUGAACAUUUUCUACGCAUGUUUGGUGGCAAAAUGACCAUCCACUCUGGUGGCAAGGCCAGUGGUUUCAAGAACAGGGCAGAUUCUGACUCAUAUGAUGUGGAUGGCACUCGACUGUUUCAUGUUCGUGGCACCUCUCCAGGUACCAUGCGAGCUGUCCAAGUUGAAGAGAAAGCAGCAUCUCUAAAUUCCAAUGACAGUUUUGUACUAGAAACACCUGCAGCAACGUAUCUCUGGUAUGGAAAGGGCUGUAGUGGUGAUGAACGUGAACUUGCCAAUCAUCUUGGUGGAGCUGUUUCACCUGGACGAGAGCCUAUGAAAGUACUGGAAGGAAAAGAACCAGCAGAGUUUUGGGAAGCACUUGGAGGCAAAACAGAAUAUGCCAGUGGAAAGCUGCUCGAGCAAGAGGUUCCAGAGAGGCCACCUAGACUCUUUCAGUGCUCUAAUGCUUCUGGCAAGUUCCGUGUUGAAGAAAUUCCCGAUUUCACUCAAGAUGAUCUUGUUGAAGAAGAUGUAAUGAUCUUGGACACCUAUGAUGAGGUGUUUGUCUGGAUUGGAUCAGGAGCCAACCAGGUUGAAAGAAAGGAAGCUCUGACAACAGCAAAGGACUAUGUGAGCAGUGAUCCAUCAGGCCGUGACCUGGACAGCACAACCUUGUACCAAGUCAGGCAAGGCUGUGAACCAGUCACAUUCACAUGCUGGUUCCAAGGAUGGGAUCCAUCUAAAAAAGGCGUUGGAUAUGAAGAUGCUAAAGCCAGCCUCCUAGCAGAAAACAAGGGAAUUACACUGGUGAAGGAGGAACUAGUGAAAUAUGACACCAAACACCCUCUUGAAGCUCUGAAAAAGCCAAUGGAACAGCUACCGCAGGGUGUUGACCCAUUCUAUAGAGAGCGUCACCUUAUCGAAGAAGACUUCCCUAAGGCAUUCGGCUUGUCACGUCCAGAUUAUGAAGCCCUUCCCAAAUGGAAACAGAUCCAGCUGAAGAAGAAAAUUGGAUUCUAGAGACAGGUACCCAGUACAGGACAAUUUUCGUCCCGCAUUGACAGCAAAAGUAGCUGAUAUGUUUUGCAUGUGUUGUCUUGAUAAUUGUUGUUGCAGCAUGCAUUGCAGCUCAAUAAAUUUCUUUAACGAUCAUGUUUCA
Molecule: messenger RNA, 2681 nt
Organism: Corticium candelabrum
Lineage: Eukaryota; Metazoa; Porifera; Homoscleromorpha; Homosclerophorida; Plakinidae
Product: villin-1-like
Exons: 23
Coding region: 101-2542 (813 amino acids)
Biological process (GO): actin filament severing; actin polymerization or depolymerization; barbed-end actin filament capping
Cellular component (GO): cytoplasm; actin cytoskeleton
Molecular function (GO): phosphatidylinositol-4,5-bisphosphate binding; actin filament binding
Source: RefSeq, a predicted model, not a curated record